Molecule: messenger RNA, 1338 nt
Organism: Fimicolochytrium jonesii
Lineage: Eukaryota; Fungi; Chytridiomycota; Chytridiomycetes; Spizellomycetales; Powellomycetaceae
Exons: 8
Coding region: 1-1185 (394 amino acids)
Source: RefSeq, a predicted model, not a curated record
AUGACGCCGCCUACCCACGCGAAAAUGUUUUCUGUGUGUGCAGAAUGCUGGGCUGUCCAGAACCCGUCGUACGAGGGCAUCGACAUCCUGGCUCAUAAUAAGCGGCUCCUGCUGCCGCCGGGUCAAAGAUCGAGUGUGAGAUGCAUCCGGCUUUGUCCGAAAUUCGGACAUACAGUAGUGAUAAACAGUAGGGGCAUCAUACCUUUUAGACAUGGGGAAAAGGCGGGCAAAGACGUCAGAGGGAUGCGUCUGUUAGUUGCAGAUAUAUUUCUCGAUCGGGUGGAGCGGAUGGACGUUGGAGGAAGGAGGGGCCGCAGGGGGGGCACGCUAUCCUGCGCCGUCGUGGGCGCCACCUCGUCCACGACCGUCGGACCGUUGGUCACGUCCCACCGCCACAUUGACCUGAGUGUGGGAACAAAACUUCUUUUGCUGGUAUUCAAACGGGAAUCUGGCAUAGAAGAAACUUUCUGGAAGUUCGUCGCGCUAUACGACAAAACGGUCCUAUGGCAGAUGGCCCGAAACAAACUCUGUACGGACGAGGAUAGAUUCGAACGGACAUUCAACGCAUCCAGCCGGCUCUUCGAAGAAUGGGACAACGUCGGAUUGGGAUCCUUGUUUUUCACCCAAGGCACUAUGUCCGCCGCGGUGCCAUUCGAGGUCGUGCGCUCGGUUCUGUUCAAAGGUUCUGCAAGGAUCGAUGACGUCGAGCGAGUUUGGAUGCAGAUGGGGUCGAUCAAGCUGAAAGACAUUGCCAAGAUCCGCGAAUGUCUUGUGAAGAAUCACCCGGAACCUACCCCACCUACCCCGCCUGUUCGCAUCCCCGCAAGCACCCCCGUAUCGAUUCGCACUGUCUAUCUUCCCACUCCGACGUGCACCCCCCUCGGCCCCUCGGUUGGGGAUGAGCAAGUCGGGCAGGUUGGGGAGGGGCAGGUUAGUUAUGAGCAGGUCGGGCAGGUCGGGCAGGAGGGGGAUGAGCAGGUCGGGGAGGGGCAGGUUGGGGAGGGGCAGGUUGGGGAGGUUGGGGUAGAGGAGGUCGGGGUAGCGGAGUUGGAGGUCGUGGAAGAGGAGUGGGAGGCUGAGGUGACGAGCAGCAGUAGGAAACGACAACAACACGCCUGUCCCAUCGCCGGUCCCAAGAGGAGGAGGGUGGGGGCACUUGCAGAGUUGAGCGUGCAAAGGUUCUAAUUAAAAUUUUUUGGUAGACAAGUAGAAACACCUAUUUUUGCUGGAGUUUGCUGGAGUUUGCAUGUAUAUACAGUACUGUACAUACCGUACAUUAAACACUACGUACAGUAUGUAGUGCGGUAUGUUCGGUCAGGAUCUCAAAUCGAAAUCAAU